Monomorium pharaonis (pharaoh ant) is the source of this 1601-nucleotide messenger RNA. RefSeq names its product septin-2 (gene Septin2). Gene Ontology annotation, biological process: cytoskeleton-dependent cytokinesis. Gene Ontology annotation, cellular component: cell division site; septin ring; microtubule cytoskeleton. The record is from RefSeq and is a predicted model, not a curated record. Gene Ontology annotation, molecular function: GTP binding; molecular adaptor activity; GTPase activity. The transcript is spliced from 8 exons. NCBI's taxonomy places the organism in Eukaryota, Metazoa, Arthropoda, Insecta, Hymenoptera, Formicidae. Bases 1 to 1269 code for a protein of 422 amino acids.
AUGGCGGCGACGGAGGAUAUUGACCGUGCUAAGAUCGAGUCUAUGAUACGUAACUUGAAAUUGUCUGGCCACAUUGGAUUUGACAGUCUGCCUAGUCAGUUAGUGAACAAGUCAGUGCAAAAUGGAUUUAUAUUCAACAUUCUCUGCAUUGGUGAAACUGGACUUGGAAAAUCUACACUUAUGGAUUCACUUUUUAACACAAGCUUUGAAUCUAGUCCCAGUCCCCAUAAUUUACCAUCUGUAAAGCUUAAGGCACAUACUUAUGAACUACAAGAAAGCAAUGUCAGAUUGAAGCUGACUAUUGUUGAUACUGUUGGUUAUGGUGAUCAAAUCAAUAAAGAAGACAGCUUCAAGGCGGUUGUCGAUUACAUAGAUGCACAAUUUGAGGCUUAUUUGCAAGAGGAGUUGAAAAUCAAACGCAAUCUAGCGACCUAUCAUGACACUCGCAUUCAUAUAUGUCUUUAUUUUAUAUGUCCUACUGGCCAUGGUUUAAAAUCCAUUGAUCUAGUAUGUAUGAAAAAACUGGAUACCAAAGUUAAUAUCAUUCCAAUUAUUGCUAAGGCAGAUACAAUAUCAAAGACUGAAUUACAGAAAUUUAAGAGCAAAAUAAUAUCUGAAUUGCAAAACAAUGGGAUACAUAUUUAUCAGUUUCCAACUGAUGAUGAAAGCGUAGCAGAUAUAAACGUCACCAUGAACACUCACGUACCUUUUGCUGUCGUUGGCAGUACCGAUUUCGUUCGCGUGGGUAACAAAAUGAUGCGUUCUCGUCAAUAUCCGUGGGGCACAGUUCAAGUCGAAAAUGAAUCUCAUUGUGACUUCGUAAAACUACGCGAGAUGCUGAUAAGUACUAACAUGGAAGACAUGCGCGAGAAAACACACUGCCGCCACUAUGAAUUGUAUCGGAAGAAAAGAUUGGAGCAGAUGGGUUUUACUGAUGUUGACAGUGACAACAAACCCGUAAGUUUUCAACAGACAUGCGAAGCAAAGAGAUCCAUUCACUUGCAAGAAUUGCAACAAAAAGAGGACGAGAUGCGACAGAUGUUUGUCGCACGAGUGAAAGAGAAAGAAACUGAAUUAAAAGAAGCAGAGAAAGAGCUCCAUAGUAAAUUCGAUAAGCUGAAGAAAGAUCAUACUGAAGAGAAGAAGAAAUUAGAGGAUAGUCGUAAAAAACUUGAGGACGAUAUAAUGGAAUUUAAUAGACGAAAAGCGCAGUUUGCACAGCAACCUCAACAUCACACGCUGACGUUAGGCAAAAGCAAAAAGAAGUAAAAUGCACUUUAUUAUGACGAUAUCUUUUUAUACCAUUUGAAUAUGACUGCAUUUUAAUUGCAUUAGCCAAUAAUAGUAUUAUUAUUUUAUUAAUAUACCUGUAUACUUGAUAUUAUAUUAUAUUAUUUUAUAGUACAUUUUUUUAUAAGUAUAUUCCGUAUAUAUUAAAUAUAUACCAAAAAUUUUUUUCUAGAAAUACGCUCCAAAUCGCAUAUGUUUCGUAUUAUAUAGAUAUAACUCUAAUGAAAGAUAAUGAUUAACCAAACAUUUUAAAAUUAAUUUGUAAUGAAUUUGAUUUUAUACGAAAUAUAUGUUUAAUAUACAAAUAAAAA